Molecule: messenger RNA, 828 nt
Organism: Pseudovirgaria hyperparasitica
Lineage: Eukaryota; Fungi; Ascomycota; Dothideomycetes; Acrospermales; Acrospermaceae
Product: CoaE-domain-containing protein
Exons: 1
Coding region: 1-828 (275 amino acids)
Biological process (GO): coenzyme A biosynthetic process
Molecular function (GO): ATP binding; dephospho-CoA kinase activity
Source: RefSeq, a predicted model, not a curated record
AUGCUCCUCCUCGGCCUCACCGGCUCCAUCGCAACUGGCAAAUCCACCGUUUCCUCCCUUCUCUCCUCCGCACCCUACAACCUCCCCAUCAUCGACGCCGACCUCCUCGCCCGCAAAGUCGUCGAGCCCGGAACCCCAGGCUAUGCCUCUAUUCUCAAACACUUCGGCCCCAGUACGCCCGACCUUCUCGAAGCGCCCAAUAAUUCCAAUGGUGGCGAGAACGGACCGAGCGGCAAAGGCCGUCCGCUGAAUAGACCAGCGCUCGGAAAGAGGGUCUUUGGGACGAGUGAAGAGGCGCAGAGGCUGAGAAAGGUACUAGGCGGCAUCGUGCAUCCAGCGGUGCGUAGAGAGAUGUAUAAGGAGCUGCUAAGUGCGUAUUUGCGCGGAUGCUGGGCGGUGGUACUGGAUGUGCCACUGCUGUUCGAAAGUGGGUGGGAGCGGUAUUGCGGGUGUAUACUUGUUGUCGCAGUGCGGGAUCCGGCGAUACAGAUGAAGAGGCUACGCGAUAGAGAUCCGCAUUUGAGUGCCGAAGAUGCGGAGAAUCGCGUUGUGAGCCAGGGGGAUGUGAGGGAGAAGGCGGAGAGGGUGAUGCGCAGGGGUAAGGGGUGGGGUGAGGUCGUGUGGAAUGAUGGUGACCGUGAGGAGCUGAAGAGGGAGGUUGAGAGGGUUAUGAGAGAUGUAAGAGUUAGGAGCCCGGCUUGGUGGGGAUGGGUGUUGUUGCUUUGUCCGCCAGUGACGGUGGCGGUUGGGCUGUAUAGCUUUCUGAGGAGUUGGAGAAUACAGAAGCAAUGGGAGGGGGAGAAGAGAUCUGAGAAGGCGAAAUUAUGA